This is a messenger RNA of Vigna unguiculata (cowpea), 1155 nucleotides long. RefSeq lists its product as uncharacterized. The record is from RefSeq and is a predicted model, not a curated record. Gene Ontology annotation, molecular function: zinc ion binding; nucleic acid binding. NCBI's taxonomy places the organism in Eukaryota, Viridiplantae, Streptophyta, Magnoliopsida, Fabales, Fabaceae.
UGUGACACACUAGUGAACAACAUGUCAGAGGCCUUCAACAGCAUGCUAGUGGAUGCUAGGAGUAAGCCAAUAGUUGCCAUGCUUGAAGAAAUAAGGUUGUACAUGAUGAAUAGAUGGGCAAGUAAUAGAUUGAAAGUAAGUUCUUUUCAAAGUUCAAUAUGCUCUAAAAUUCAUGAUAGACUAGACAAGGAGAUGUAGUUAACAAAAUAUUGGGUUCCAAGUUGGUCAGCGGACAAGAUUUUUGAGGUCAGACAUGUUUCUACUAUUGGUGACAAGUUUGUAGUUAAUGUGGACAACAUGGAAUGCAAUUGCAGAAAAUGGAGUAUUACUGGCAUUCCGUGUUGCCACUCGCUAACUGCAAUGAACUUCUUGAAUCUGAAUGCAAAACAAUAUAUAGCACACUGGUUUACCAAGUCAUCAUAUGAAGAAAUUUAUAACUCAAUAAUAUAUCCUGUGAACGGCCAAAAUGUUUGGGAGAUUACUCCAUUCCCUGAUGUCUUACCUCUUGUAAAGCGUAGCUUACCUGGAAGACCAAAAAAGAAAAGGAGACUUCUAACUUCUAAGCUGAAUAAAGAUGAAACCCAGGUUAGAAGAGGAGGGGAAAGGAAGAAAUGUGUCAUCUGUAAACAAGUAGGACACAAUAGAAGCACAUGCCCACAUGCUCCACCAUCUCUAGAACCAUCACCUAAUACAACCCAACCGUCAAGUUCUAAUGUAGGUGAUAAUCUGCCACCAAGCAUCAAUUUGACUCAAGCUUCAACUUCAAAUCAACCAAUUCCAGCACUUGCAACAACCAUUGCAGCACCUGCAACAGCCAUUCCACCACUUCCAACACAUCCCACUGCAACAACAAAUGCACCACAACGUCCCCCAUCACGUGGCAUACCCAACAUCAGGCAGAAACUUCCACAUAGGAGGGGGCAAGUUUGGAAACCGUGAAGUACUUGAUGUAUUUUGGAUGUAGUAUUUGUUGUAUUUAAUGUAUUUUGUGGUUUGUAUGCACUUUGGAUUUAGUUUUGGAUGUAACACUUGAUGUUAUUUUGGAAUUAGUUUUGGAUGUACCACUUCAUGUGGACCCAUAUGUGGGUUAAGAUUGUAGGCUUUGUUCAAAACCAGUUCAAUUUAUUUAGACAAAGGAAUAUAUUUUGGACUUCU